AUGUCCAGUUUCUUUGAAGGUCUAAACACUGAUAGAGAUGUUAACACUGGUGAAGGUCUAAACACUGAUGAAGGUCUAAACACUGAUGGAGGUCUAAACACUAGUGGAGGUCUAAACACUGAUGAAGGUCUAAACACUGAUGUAGGUCUUAACACUAAUGGAGGGCUAAACACUGAUGGAGGUCUAAACACUGAUGGAGGUCUAAACACUGAUGAAGGUCUAAACACUGAUGGAGGUCUUAAUAUUAAUGGAGGUCUAAACACUGAUGGAGGUUUCAACACUGAUGGAGGUUUAAACAUUGAUGAAGGUCUAAACACUGAUGGAGGUCUAAACACUGAUGGAGGUCUAAAUACUGAUGGAGGUCUAAACACUGGUGAAGGUCUAAACACUGAUGGAGGUCUAAACACUGAUGGAGGGCUAAACACUGAUGGAGGUCUAAACACUGAUGGACGUCUAAACACUGAUGGAGGUCUAAACACUGGUGGAGGUCUAAACACUGAUGAAGGUCUAAACACUGAUGGAGGUCUUAACACUAAUGGAGGGCUAAACACUGAUGGAGGUCUAAACACUGAUGAAGGUCUAAACACUGAUGGAGGUCUUAAUACUAAUGGAGGUCUAAACACUGAUGGAGGUCUCAACACUGAUGGAGGUUUAAACAUUGAUGAAGGUCUAAACACUAAUGGAGGUCUAAAUACUGAUGGAGGUCUAAACACUGGUGAAGGUCUAAACACUGAUGAAGGUCUAAACACUGAUGGAGGUCUAAACACUGAUGGAGGUCUAAACACUUAUGAAGGUCUAAACACUAAUGGAGGGCUAAACACUGAUGGAGGUCUUAACACUGAUUGA
Biomphalaria glabrata is the source of this 846-nucleotide messenger RNA. RefSeq names its product S-antigen protein-like. The transcript has 3 exons. The record is from RefSeq and is a predicted model, not a curated record. NCBI's taxonomy places the organism in Eukaryota, Metazoa, Mollusca, Gastropoda, Planorbidae. Bases 1 to 846 code for a protein of 281 amino acids.